Dentiscutata heterogama is the source of this 356-nucleotide messenger RNA. Lineage: Eukaryota; Fungi; Glomeromycota; Glomeromycetes; Diversisporales; Gigasporaceae. The record is from the annotation of a GenBank genome assembly.
AAAAACUGAAUCAAGUGUAAAGAAAUCUGGUGAUAAAGAAAACUGUGAUAAUAAUUCUCAUGUUAUUCCAGCAUGCAAAGUUAAAGCAAUUGAUUCUCGAGAACAAUUAUUAAGACUUAAAUAUGAUUUGCGUAAUGAUUCUAAUGAAAAAGAUUCUCAAUUUCGUAAAGAAAAAAAUAAAUCAGAACUUAGAUUAACUGAAUAUAAAUAUUGGGAAGAUAUUAUAAAAUACGUAAUUGAUAAAGUAGACGAAAUUAUUAAUAACCAUUUUUUUACUAUAUUACUUCAAGUUGCAUUAUAUUUUUAUUUUAUUUUAAAUAAUAAAAUUGAUAUUGGAGGACUUUAUGUAUAUGCUG